This is a messenger RNA of Adineta steineri, 453 nucleotides long. The record is from the annotation of a GenBank genome assembly. NCBI's taxonomy places the organism in Eukaryota, Metazoa, Rotifera, Eurotatoria, Adinetida, Adinetidae.
AUGGGUAAUUGUUUUCCUGGUGGAACAGCCUCUUUAAUACGUUUGGUCGCUUUUGAUUACGAAGUUAAUGAAAACCAAGUGACUGUUGUAUCGCAGAUUGGUGAUCGUGGUCAAGGAAUAUAUCAAGUAACAAUUCGUGGUAUCACCACUCCUAUCCGGUAUGAUCGCGUGGGCUCCGUUUAUAUGCGCCAUGCCAGUGCACCUCCACUGCCUCACGAAGUUCCUGGUCAAGCUACGCCAACCGGUAAACCAUCAAAUCAUGGAGUCAUUAAAUACGCAGCAGCAGACAAUCAAGUUCCCACUCAGUCUGUCACAAUGAUUAAAAUGAGUGAAGAAAUAGGUUCAGGAACAUAUCAUUUGAAUGUUAAAGGUAACCGAAUGAUUUACAAAAAAAUGGGAACUUCUUUCAUGAAAGCUGGCUCAUUCAUACCUGGUACCAAUACUGUUGUCUAA